UCAUGGCUCCGCGAGACUUUCUGAGCUGAUAGGAUAGCAAAGGUACAUGCUAUCUGUCCACUCUCUCCAUUAUUACUGCUGUUCACAACCCAAGGUAAGGAAGGUACUGAGGUGGAAUAAGGUAGUCACCAAGCACCGACAUGCCCCUCGGCCGUUGAUAGAUCCGACACUGACUGACUGGGUACAAUCAUACACUCCUUGCUGUUGCUAUCCCUCCUCCUAACUCGGGUCCAACAAUGCAGCAGAAGUACAUUCCCUCCGUCACACAUCCGACAAUCUGACUUUCUCAAGGGCCCCAGAACACUUCCACUUUGAGCUUCUCUCGGACCAUUUCCAUGCGGUGAAGGGAGGCAAAAGAGGAGGGGCAAUGUACCUACAUAGCUUGCCGUGCUACCGCACCUUAGCUAAGGUACUGAUACGAAUCAGAUAGCUCGGCUUCCGUUCCCCGGUAUUUUUCUGCCAGGCUUUUUUCUGACUUUUCCC
This is a messenger RNA of Colletotrichum phormii, 483 nucleotides long. RefSeq lists its product as uncharacterized. The transcript has a single exon. The record is from RefSeq and is a predicted model, not a curated record. NCBI's taxonomy places the organism in Eukaryota, Fungi, Ascomycota, Sordariomycetes, Glomerellales, Glomerellaceae. The coding region runs from base 47 to 223 and encodes 58 amino acids.